Molecule: messenger RNA, 1991 nt
Organism: Phoenix dactylifera (date palm)
Lineage: Eukaryota; Viridiplantae; Streptophyta; Magnoliopsida; Arecales; Arecaceae
Biological process (GO): sesquiterpene biosynthetic process
Molecular function (GO): cyclase activity
Source: RefSeq, a predicted model, not a curated record
AUGCCGAAAGUGCUCCUUAAGCUUUUCCAGGUCUCUUUAGUCUGGGAAAGGAGGGAUCAGGAGCAUGCGUUUCUAGUCAUCUUCUCCUCCUGCUUGCUCUCUCCGCUUGGCCAGAGGUAACUGGCAUAAAUAUUGGAGUCCCUUCGUUCUACAUAGAUACAAAAAAGAAUGGAUUCCGACGAAAACGGUGAGAAGAAAGAUGAGAUCCAGGCAGCACUUGGAAAGGGCAGAAGGGAUCACAUCCCUGUUUGCGUCCCAACUGUUGAAAAGGAACUUCUGGAUCAGAGAACCCGCAAGAAAAGAUUUCUGGACUUCUUAAAAGCCCGUCCAUCCAACGAAUGGUUCUCCAAAUUUGGCUCCAUUGGUAGGUCGUCUCCUUUCACCUUUCUGAAGCGAAAGGGAAACCAAAGGGACGGCUCUUCACCACCUGAUCCUGCUCCCGGCGGUAGAUGGCGACACUUCCAUGUUCGGUUCGUCAGGAAGAUCAACUGGGCGGCCUUGCUCAGGUACAGCAAGAACUGGGCAAAGCAUCCCAUGCAUAUGGCUCUUCUUGUCUGGCUCUUCUUCGUCGCUGCGGGAAUCAUCAUGCUCUUCCUCCUCAUGACCGGGCUCCUCAACGGUGCGAUACCGAACAGCUCCCAAAGAAAGAGGUGGACGGAGAUUACUAACCAAAUCCUCAAUGCUCUCUUCACCAUCUUGUGUCUCUAUGAGCACCCAAAAUUGUUCCACCACCUGGUACUCCUAUGCAAAUGGAGAUCGAGCGACACCGUGGAGCUAAGGCAGGUUUACUGCAAGACGGGAGCUCGCCGGCGUUAUGAACGGGCUCAAAUGAUGCUCGUCGUCGUCCUUCUCCACAUCACUUGUUUAUGUCAGUAUGCCAUGUGUGCUCUCUACUGGGUUUACACCAGAAAGACGCGACCAGACUGGGCGGUGAACCUCUUAAUGGGCCUUGGGAUUGCAGCACCAGUCAUCGCCGGUCUCUACGUUGUCUACAGCCCCCUGGGGAGGAAGUAUGAAUCCGAGACAGAUGAAGAGUCGCAGCGCGAAGUAGCCAUGGCUUCUAAACCAGAAGCAAGUGAGCUGAAGCAGUAUUCCAGAAGGGUAGUGGUGACGAGCCCAGAGUGGGUAGGAGGGCUCUUUGAUUGCUGGGAUGAUCUCACUGUGGCCUACCUCUCGUUCUUCUGCACCUUCUGUGUCUUUGGGUGGAACAUGGAAAGGCUCGGCUUCGGCAAUAUGUACGUUCACAUCGUCACAUUUAUGCUGCUCUGCCUUGCUCCUUUCUGGGUGUUCUACGUGUCGGCCCUCAACAUCGAGGACGAUGUGAUCAGAGACAUGAUGAGGAUCACAGGCGGCGUGCUCUGUUUUCUCGGCUUACUCUAUGGAGGCUUUUGGAGGACUCGGAUGAGGAAAAGGUUCAAACUUCCUGGGAAUCCCUUCUGUUGUGGUUACCCAAACGUGACUGAUUUCAUGCGGUGGCUCUUCUGCUGGUCAUGCUCUCUAGCUCAGGAGGUGCGGACGGCGAAUUUCUAUGACAUCGAGGAAGACAGCUUCCAUCGAAAAGAAAUGGAGGAGGAGAGCUGCCCGGGGUUGCAGCCGCUGCCACGAGAAGGUGGACUGGGGCCAUUGGUUGCACCCAGCCACCCAAUUCUGAGCAACUCUAGCCCAGCUAAAGAUGAGAACAGCAAACCAGAUUCUAAUGGAAUAGCAGCAGACUGUACUCCUGAUGAUUCGGCAAUCACCACCAACACAGGGGUUUCAACUUGAAGAUAACCAGAUGCACAAGAGCUGAGAUAGGUCUCUGAGUGGUUGAUGGGUCAGAAAGAAGAGGGGGUGGCCGUCCAUAGGCUUCCUUCAUCAGAUAGGACACUUCGCUUGUGUUAGAGAUUCUUAAUUAAGAGCCUAAAGAGUUUGAUGAUCUUUCUUUGUACUUAUUAUUCAUAAGAAAAUUCUUUUCUUAUCAGUAUAGGAUGGAAACAUAAGCUGAUUUAAUA